AUGAAAUUUUCUAUAAAUAUAAAUACAUUUGUAUUUCUAUAUAUCAAUUUGGUUUUUUUUAAUAUGGCUCAUAAAAAUGUUUUUAAUAAAGAUAGCAAAGUAAUAAAAAGUAAAAUGAAAAAUUCAAAAAGAAAAAUAUCAAAUAUUUAUUUUAUAACUCAAAAUAAAAAAAUUAAUAAUAAAUUGACCCUUAGAAAAAACAGGAAAAGUAAUUAUUUAAAUCAAAAUACAAAUUAUGAAGUAAAAGAAAAUAUUAAUUUGGAUAUAGAUCAAAAUAUAAAUAAUAACGAAGCUUUCUAUAAAAAAGAAAAUGUUUUGUGUAAUAAAAAAAUGAAAUUAAUAUUGCAAGUAUUAAAUAGAACAAAAUGGUUUGAUUUCAAAUUUUUUUCACCAGCAAAAAUUAAUUUAUUUUUAAGACUAAAAGAAAAAAAAGAUGGAUACAACGAAAUAUCAACUUUAAUGCAUUCAAUAAAUUUAGGUGAUGAUCUUUUUGUAACAAUAUUAAAUAAGGAAAACCAAAAAAAGUUAAGAAAUUUGUUGCAUCAAUGUUCCUCUGGAGAUUUCUUAACUAUAAAAAAAAGUAAAAAAUGUAAAAUUAAACAUAAAAAUACUUAUACUAAGAAAGAAAAAGACUUAUAUUAUAACAAUUAUCCAUUAAACGAUGAUAAUAUAAUUAUAAAAAUUUUAAAAAAAUACAGAGAAGAAUUAAAUAUUAAUGAUGAUAUAAAAUUUUUAGUUCAUGCAAAUAAAAGAAUACCCAUAUUUGGUGGGUUAGGAGGAGGAUCUUCUGAUGGUGCAACAAUUUUUUAUUUUUUAGAAAAAUACUUUUAUAAAUAUUUAAAGUUAAAUACGUUAAAAAGUGAUUUUUUAAAAAAAAUUGGUAGUGAUAUAUCUUUUUUUGAUAGUUCAGGUUUUGCAUAUUGUACAGGUAAAGGUAAUGACAUAAUUGACUUAAAGAAUGUUUUUUCUGAUAUUAUAAAAGAUAGAAUAUAUUUAUUUCAAUUUAAUGAAGGUUUAUCAUCUAAAUUAGUUUAUGAAAAUGUUGAUUACAACAAAAUAAUACAAUAUAAUCCAGUAGAUUUAUUAGAGAAUAUUAUUAAUUCAAAUAAUAAUAUCACUGAAAUUAUUAAAGAAAAAGAGAAAAAAUAUAUGAAAUCAUUUGUUAAAAUUGAAAGUAAAGAUCUACAUAAAAUAUUUAUAAAUGAUUUAGAGCAUUCAGCUUUCUUUUUGGCGAAAAAGCUAAAAGAAAUUAAAAAAAUUUUAGUUGAUCAAAAUAUUUUUCAAGUUGUAACUAUGAGUGGGAGUGGUUCAACAUUAUUUGCCAUACCAAAAAAUAAUAUUAAUUUAGAUUUAGAAAAAAUUCAAAUUAAAAAUUUAAUUGAACAUAUACAGGAAAAAUUAAAUGUAAAAAUAAAAAUAUAUUUAUGUAAUAUUUUAAGAAAGAAUGAAAAAAUUUGGUACAAACCAAAAAAAAUUGCAGAAGUAAUAAAAUAA
This is a messenger RNA of Plasmodium gallinaceum, 1494 nucleotides long. It is a transcript of the gene IspE, whose product is annotated as 4-diphosphocytidyl-2-C-methyl-D-erythritol kinase, putative. The record is from RefSeq and is a predicted model, not a curated record. Lineage: Eukaryota; Apicomplexa; Aconoidasida; Haemosporida; Plasmodiidae. The coding region runs from base 1 to 1494 and encodes 497 amino acids. Gene Ontology annotation, molecular function: 4-(cytidine 5'-diphospho)-2-C-methyl-D-erythritol kinase activity. Gene Ontology annotation, biological process: terpenoid biosynthetic process. The transcript has a single exon.